This is a messenger RNA of Durusdinium trenchii, 2751 nucleotides long. Lineage: Eukaryota; Dinophyceae; Suessiales; Symbiodiniaceae. The record is from the annotation of a GenBank genome assembly.
AGAGCCAUUUUAGGUUGAUAGCUCUAACGGCUUGGCCACUGUCCUUCAUGGUGAGCUCGUUGUUUCUUCUCACGGGCCUUAGCUGCUUGGUGUCAGCGGCAUGCCAUCCUGGCACCUGGGAUGGCGAGGUCAUCAUGAAUGAAAAUGGAGCAGAGCUGCCUGACCUAUCAGGUGAAUGGGCUGAAGGGGAGGGCAGCUUUCAGUUGCGAAUCUUCCAGCCAGCAGAGGAGCCCGCAGCCGCUCCUAACAGUAGCUAUGCCCGCCUUCUUGCGAAUGGCCAUGUGCUGGAGGUCUGCAAAUUGGAGCCCAUUUUCUCCUAUGAAACUCGGGAGCGCCUGAGGACCACCAUUCGUUGUGCACGAUCUGCACAUGGCUGGCGUGGCACGCAAGAACGCCAGGGAAUUGUCUUGAAUGCCAGCCAUGUUGCUUGGUCGGAUGGGUGCUGGAUGAAGAAUGGUCCAGGAGAGACCUUGGGCCGGUUCACGACUCCGCGGAUUCACAAGGUGCAUGUCGUUUUCAUGAAUCACUAUGAUGUGGGAUACACCGACUUUUUAAAUGGUGUAGACAACACAUAUAUGCACAAGUACUUUCCCUUGGCUGCUGCCACUGCAGAGAAGAUGCGAGCGUCUGGGCAGAAUUUUACCUACACCACGCACCCGUGGCUAAUGCAGCGCUUCUUGGCGUGUCCUUGCCCAGCGCAAAGCUGUCUGGCCCGGACCUUGAACAAUACCAUGGAACCUCCGCUGACGUGCCCAUCGACCGUGGAAGUUGAAAACUUCUCAGCGGCCGCGAAAGCAGGAGGGAUCGCUUGGAACGCGGCGCCCUUCAACAUUCAGCCUGAGAACAUGUCCCCCGAGCUCUUCCGUGCUGGUUUUGACCUCACCCGGCGGAUGGACCAGCGCUUCGGGCACCAGACGCGCACCAUGAGCAUCCGGGACGUGAUUUACGUCACUCGAGCCGUCCUUCCGCACCUGGCAGAGUACAACAUCACUGGACUGACGAUUGGUUCCAAUGGCGCCGACUUUCCACCGCAGGUGCCCAAGCUCCAUCGUUGGGUCGACGAGGCCACACGGAAGGACAUCCUGGUGGCUUAUCAUCCGUACGGCUAUGGUGGCUAUGGUCUCAAGGAUUGUGCUGAAGCUCCCAAUGGGAUUGCAUUGUGCACUGAGUUCCGGACUGACAACACUGGACCGCCAGCUGGUGUCUCGGAGGUGACAGGCAUCCUGGAUAGUGUGCGAAAGGAGUACCCCGGGGCUACUGUUCUGGCCUCAACAUUUGAUGCUUUUUUCGAGGAUGUGCAGCCAGUGCGGCAGCAACUGCCAGUCAUCAGCCUUGAGGUCGGAGAUACGUGGGUGUAUGGGAAUCCUUCUGACCCCUUGAAGAUGGCUCAAUAUCGUGCCAUCCAACGCGCUUGGGUGAAGUGCAUGCAGCACGAGCCUCGAUGCCAAGCUUCGGACCCUGCGAUUCAAAACAUGACAUUCUUUUUGCUGAAAGCGCCAGAGCACACCUGGGGCACUCCAGGAAUCUCAGGCUGGGGAUCUGGGGGUGACUACAAUACCACCCGAUUCCGCAAAGACAUCAACAAUCAGAGCUUCAUGAAAGCCGCAGAGUCUUGGGCAGAGCAACGGCUCUUCAAUGAGCUGGCGGUUCGAUCCUUGGAGGAGUCAUCCCAUCCGUUGGGGCCUUUGGCGCGGGAAGAGCUCACGAUGCUAGAAGAAGUCCAGGAGCCUUCACUCGAGCAGUUGCUGGAAGUCUCAGGUGAUGCCCUCAUCACCUUCUCCAGUGGCACCCAGAUGCAGCUGGGUGCCGAUGGUAGCAUCGUCUUGCUGCGUUUUCCCGGAGCUGAAGAUUUGGCCUCAACCUCGGCACCUAUGGCGAGCUUCAGCUACCAGACCUUCAAUGAUUCGGAGUGGCAACCCUUUACUUAUGCAUAUCUCAACGACCACCAGAUGCAAAGAGGAUUCUGCAAACCAGGCUCCAACAACUUCACUGAGAGCGCAAUUUGGAAACCUCAGCUAGAGAAACUCUUCGUUAGUGGCAGCAGCAGUGCAGCAAGCUUCAUUUUGGCACAAAUGCACUUGCCAGACAAGCCGCAGAAAGCUUAUGGAGCUCCCUCCAAAAUCUACCUGAAGAUCACGGCGACCAGCAGUGCUGCAGAUUUGACCUUCACCACCAUUGGCAAGCAGCCAACAAUGAUAGGAGAAUCCAGCUCAGUCUCCUUUGUACCAGCGGCACAGUUGCCGCUUCACGGCUCUGCUUGGAGGCUAAUGAAGUUGGGUCAGGAGAUUGACCCUGAAGGAGUUUUGGAUGGCGGCAAUCAGUUCACUCAUGGUGUUUGGGGCGGUGCAUCGGUAAGGACUUCGCAUGGAGUCUUGAAAUUGGAUUCGCUGGAUGCUAUCAAUAUGAAUCCAAUCACUCCUGAUUUUCCAGUUGGCAACCCGCUGCCAGCAAGCUAUCAGGAAUCUGUGGCAAGAGCUGGCAAAGGUUUGAGCAGAUUGGCACCAGGGAGCAUCAAAGGUAUGGCCGUGAACCUCCACAACAACCUUUGGAAUACCAACUACGCUUUGUUCUAUCCAUAUUAUGAUGCCUGUCAUCACAUCCGGAGCGGACUGUCACCCGCUAAGUCAGGAUUCUUUCAAAGUUGUUUAGGAGGCUGUUGGGCCGAGUCCGGAUUUCCUUGUCAUGUCUCUUUUUAGGCCGCAUCCCAAGCUCUGUGUGCAAAGCUCAGGAUGCGCGAUUUUGCGAGAGCCC